Messenger RNA from Ceratitis capitata (Mediterranean fruit fly), 1592 nucleotides. Its product is annotated as probable ribosome production factor 1. The transcript has a single exon. Gene Ontology annotation, molecular function: rRNA primary transcript binding. Gene Ontology annotation, cellular component: nucleolus; preribosome, large subunit precursor. The coding region runs from base 215 to 1525 and encodes 436 amino acids. Gene Ontology annotation, biological process: maturation of 5.8S rRNA; maturation of LSU-rRNA. Lineage: Eukaryota; Metazoa; Arthropoda; Insecta; Diptera; Tephritidae. The record is from RefSeq and is a predicted model, not a curated record.
CGUGAUGCGUAUAAUUUUAACUCGUUUUAAUUAUUACGUUUUCACGAUAUGAAGAGGUUAAUAUUAACGUUUCUUAGAGAUCUACGAUACUGCAUACUAUUGUGAAUGUCUGCUUGAAAAGAAGAAGGGUUGUCUUAAAUAGUUUACUUUUUCAUACACGUGCCGCUAAUUUAUUUAUAAAUUUUUUUUCAUAAACUAAGAACAAAAUUAAAUCAUGAGAAAGAAAUCCCAAAAUAAGCCUAUAGAUUCCGAGAGUGAUUCCAGUUUUGAGGAGGAUAAUUCACAAGUCAUGGAUGCGGAGGAGGAAGCUGAUUCUAGCGCUGAAGAGGAUCAGCCUACGAUGAGCAACCGUAAGAAAGCAGUAAAAUCCAAAGCACAAAAGGAUAAAGGAGACGUCGACAGUGACAGUAGUGAUGAUGAUUCUGAAAAUGAUGAAGAUAUGGAUGUGGAGGAAAAAAGUACAUUAAAAACCAAAAGCAAAACAAAAGCCGACAAUGAAGGUAACAGUGAUGAUGAUGAUGAUGAUGAUAAUGAUGAUGACGAUGACGAUAAAGCUAAUAACGACAAUGAUGCUGAGGAGAAAAGCGAUGAUGAAGAUGUGGACACAGAGGUUCGCAUGCCUGUAAUAAAUCCUCUAGCUUUUAUGAAGAACAAAGAACAACGUAUGGCGUUGUUUAAAAAAAUGAAAAAGGAAAAGCAUAAACAAAAAAUGCAUGAAAGGCGUGCACGUCGCAAAGCAGGCUUACCUGCAAAUCCUGGUCAUACUAUAGAAAGUUUACGUGAACAGGAUCAAACAACCAUAACAAAUUUAGAUGAUUCGGAUAAUGAGGAAUUACGACGAGAGUUACAAAUGGAUGACUUCAGCUCAUAUUUUGAACGUAGUUAUGAACCAAAAGUAUUAAUUACUUUCGCUGAUAAUCCCGUAACGAAGACACGUAAAUUUGGUCUUGAACUAAGUCGUAUAUUUCCAAAUGCAUUGGUUAAAAUUCGUAAUAGAUCUUCUGUUAAGAAUAUAUGUAAAAGUGCUAUACGUGAGGAAUACACAGAUGUGGUGAUUGUGAAUGAGGAUCGACGAAAACCGAACGGCUUACUUGUAAUUCAUUUACCUAAUGGACCAACAGCUCAUUUUAAAUUAUCUAAUGUCAAACUAACAUCGGACAUCAAGCGUAAUCAUAAAGAGAUAACAAAACAUCGGCCUGAAGUGAUAUUGACAAACUUUACAACGAGACUUGGUUUAACUGUAGGCCGUAUGUUGGGUGCACUAUUUCAUCAUGAUCCUGAGUUUAAAGGUCGACGUGCUGUUACCUUCCAUAAUCAACGUGAUUACAUAUUUUUCCGUCAUCAUCGCUACGAAUUCUCAAAAGAAGGCAAAAGGGUGAAUCUACGUGAAUUGGGACCACGUUUUACAUUGAAACUCCGUUCGUUACAGGAAGGUUUAUUCGACAGCAAAACUGGCGACUACUCUUGGAUAAUUACAAACAAACGGCACGCUAUGGAGGCUUCACGUCGUCGUUUCUUCUUGUAAUGUUUUAAAAUUUUGAUUUAAUGAAACUUAUAAAAUAAAUGUAUACAGAAGUAACUCAUGUACAGAA